Molecule: messenger RNA, 2273 nt
Organism: Ostrea edulis (European flat oyster)
Lineage: Eukaryota; Metazoa; Mollusca; Bivalvia; Ostreida; Ostreidae
Exons: 3
Coding region: 100-534 (144 amino acids)
Biological process (GO): regulation of synaptic transmission, cholinergic; sleep; positive regulation of voltage-gated potassium channel activity
Source: RefSeq, a predicted model, not a curated record
AUUUACAAAGACCAUGACGUCACAUCACGCAUGCGCUUUCUUUCUUAGUUUGGUUUGAUAGCUUCUCUGGACGACCUACAAGGAGUCAACAGUCUAAAAAUGUACAAAAUAAUUACCAUUUUGGCAGUUGCCUUAGCAGCAUUUUUAUGUUUUGAAUUUGGAAACGCCCUCCAGUGCUACCAAUGCAAUUCAUAUUUCCAACAGGACUGUUCUGACUACUUUAAUAACCACUCACAUUCCUUAGUAGAUUGUGGAGAAAAUGUGACGAUGUGUAGGAAAAUUGUCCAGGAAGUUUAUUAUAAUGAAGAAUGGAAUACACGCUACAUUCGUCAGUGCGCCCCCUCUGGAGAGAUCGGAGACGAUGAAGGUCGUGUUUGCAAGGAGAGAACUGGAACAUACCGGAUCAAAAUGCGAUACUGUCACUGUGGAAACCAGCAUGGUUGUAACAGCGCAUCCAGUGUGCAGCUGUCACUCAUUGUGCUCCUCCUCCCCAUUGUAGCUGCUGUCAAAUCUCAAUUGUCAAAUGACUUAUGAAAAUGAUGUUCAGUUUUAGUCUGUUUUAAGAAUAAAAUUUUAUUUAAAGCUGUAUGGUCUGUAAUUUACCUGAUAAAAUUUCGUGCAAACGAUUUGUUUAAUAAAGUUUUUAAAAAGUAUCAUGAUUUUGUAAGAAAAGGGAUAUGAUGUAAUUAAAAAAACCACAGCUAAUAUGAUAUAAAAAAAGAAAGAUGUAAGGUGAUUCAUACAAUUCAAAGUACAAAAGUGUAUCUAUGAAAUUAAGAGAGAGAAAAAUGUGUUUGGUUUGGACUUCAUUGUUCUUCAGGAGUUUAAGACUAUUUAGGAAAAAUACAAACGUGUUAACCCUGUUACCUUUCCGUCACACAUACAAGAAGAAAUUCAAUAAACCCCUUAAGUGAAACGUGAUACUUUUAGUCGAGAAAGGUUACAUUGUUGUGAUGGAAAACAUCAUAAAGCUAACGGUUCAAACUUAUAACUUCAUGGGGUGGGGGAAACUGUCCAUAUCAUUAAAAGUUUUUGUCACACACAUCAGAUAUGUACAGUUUUUCUUGCAUUUAAAAAUAUGCCACUAUUGCAGACCAUACAGCUUUCAUGGUGUGAAAUUAAUAGUACAUUCAACUAAGUUUAGGGUCUAUGCAAAAAGUUAAGGAAUUGAAUUUUAAAGUUGACUUGGAAUGUCUAAUAUGUGCGUUUUUGAGAAUCGCAAUGGUUACAUUUUAAAAGAUUUCCCGUCAUUUACUUUAUCUUCAAGAAUCUCGUUCAUCUCCUGGAUAUUCAUUAAUUUUUGUUGUAACCUCAGCAAGACAUUGAAAUAAAAAUGUUUCAAUUUCAGCAAACUCUCUCUUGAAAUUGUCACAAAUAUAAUAAUGAACAUUUCUUUGUGAUAGCUAAAAAUAUAUUUGCAGAAUUUUCAACUGCAUUUCAUUUACAUCCUUAUUUCAUUUAUAUAUUGGCAAAUUACACCAAUGCUUUGUAUAUUACUGUUAGAUUUUAGAUUUCACUUUUUGACAUUUAAUAAAAUUUGUGCAAUGUUUUUUUCCUAAUGUUUGUAUUGAGUAAGAAUUUGUUCAGGUAGCAUGGCCAGCAUGAUGUAGAAAUAGUUGUUACUUUCUGAAACUCGUGUAGACAGCUUCAUGUAUAAACACUACAUAUUAUCUCUCCUUCGGUCAUAAAUGCAAUAUUGUAUAUAAGCAGUGUUGACAGAUAUUAACAUGAAAUGGAGAGUUUCAACAGUACACAUAGAUAUUAACAUGAAUUAAUUUAGUUGUCUAUAUUCCUCCUAGAGACACUGUUAUGUCAAGUAUAGGUGAUAUGGUGGGGAGUUAUGUCCCUUUCCUUGUUGAGGCUUUUUUGUUUAAUAACAUGCUAAACACAAUGAGUAGAUGUGAGGUGUGUAAGAAAAGAAUCAUUGUAUUAAGCCAUACUAAUGUCACGUGGCAUACUGAAAUCAUAAAUUCUUUUCAAUUAACAUAAAAAUAUGUUCUUGUUUUUUAACUUUUAUUAUCUUUAGAUAUCAGUGAUAUAAUUUUUUUCAUCGAGAACAUUCCAUAUUUUAUUUUACGGUUGUGUGGAACAGUGGUUGUGAUGAUACAUCUGAUCACCAGCCAGAUAGUGUAUUUUGAGUUUUGGUACUAUUGUAUGACUUAACGCAUUCAUUAUCACGGUUAUUUGUUCUAUGGCAGGUACUGAUGUUUUGUUAAACACGAAUUUUAAAGAUUUGUAUAUGUAGUCAGAUUUCAGAAUAAAUUUUUAAUUUU